UUUCGCGUUUGCAUUUCACAAGACUUGUAUUUCACCAGCCAGCCACCAGCGGGUUGACACCGAAAAGCACAUGCUGACACCUGUCCGCCCCGGGGAAAUCUACGAGCCGUCGAUCUGGGCGGAAAGGGGCGGCGAGUAGGCCGCGCGACGCUCCAACGGGCGCGCUCGUCUCCACCCCCUCCGCCCGCAUGGACCCCCGCGGCCCGAACACCGCCCACCGCGACGCCCGACCGAGGGCCAGGCCCAUGCGCCCAGAAGCAUCCCAGCAGCGCUCUACCUGCCCGGAGAGAAGGAAGAUGAGCGAGUCAAGCUCCAAGUCCAGCCAGCCCCUGGCUUCCAAGCAGGAGAAGGACGGCACUGAGAAGCGAGGCCGGGGCAGGCCACGCAAGCAACCUCCCGUGAGUCCGAAGGAGCCCAGUGAAGUGCCAACACCUAAGAGACCUCGAGGCCGACCGAAGGGGAGCAAAAACAAGGGUGCUGCCAAGAUCCGGAAAACUACCACGGCUCCAGGGAGGAAACCACGGGGCAGACCUAAAAAACUGGAGAAGGAGGAAGAGGAGGGCAUCUCGCAGGAGUCCUCGGAGGAGGAGCAGUGACCCGCGCGGUGCCGCCCGCCCCUCCCAGGA
Messenger RNA from Octodon degus (degu), 626 nucleotides. RefSeq names its product high mobility group AT-hook 1 (gene Hmga1). Bases 189 to 596 code for a protein of 135 amino acids. Gene Ontology annotation, biological process: regulation of DNA-templated transcription. Gene Ontology annotation, cellular component: chromatin; nucleus. The record is from RefSeq and is a predicted model, not a curated record. NCBI's taxonomy places the organism in Eukaryota, Metazoa, Chordata, Mammalia, Rodentia, Octodontidae. Gene Ontology annotation, molecular function: transcription coregulator activity; DNA binding. The transcript has 5 exons.